AUGCUGCAGGCACACGGCGCCGACGCGGCGACGUGGACGGUGAUGGGCGACGACUGCAUCAGCAUGGGGCGCAGCAAGGGGCUGCCCGAGGACCUGCUCCACGAGCUCGCGCGCAACCAGGCGGCCAGCACCCGGCGGCGCGACUUCCGCGGCGACGAGCGGGCGGUGCGCGCCCAGGAGGAGCACGCGAAGCACUGCUCCUGCUGCCAGCGGAGGCGGUCGGAGGCCGGCGCGGGGGAUGAGCCGCCCGCACUCGAGGAUGCGGUCGUGGAGCUCGCCGUGGCGCUCGGCGCUGCGGCCGCCGAUUCGGACGAGGCGCUCAGCGCGGCGCUCCUCUCCGCGACCGGCCUCGACACGCCGAUCCUGCGGCACGCGAUCGAGUUCAGCCUGCGCAUCGCGGAGCAGCUGCUGCGCGCCGCGCGCGACGAGGCUCUCGGCCGGUGCUUGGGCAAGGGCGCCAAGGGGCGCGCCCGCCGGCCGGUGCGGAUGGUUGCGGGCGCCGUCUUGGCCGCCGUGAAGAGCGAGGGGGUCGUCGAGGCGCUCGUGCUGAGCGGGCAGUCGAUCGGCUCUCUCCGGCUGUGGGCGACACUGACUCGCACGGGCAACGGCUGGCAUGCGGCCGUGGGAGAGGUGAAGGCGCGGCAGAAGCGGUACGGCGGGCCGAGGGUCGCUGCGUGGGCGCGCGCGCUGCGCUGGGCUGCCACCGUCGGCUUUGAGGGUUGGCGCCCCGCCGCGUGCAGCUUGCUUGACGAGGCGGCGGCGUGCGCGUCGCUCGCUCACCUGCUGGACGCGCUCUCGACGCGAGGCGCGGAGGUUGUGCCGCCGGCUCUGGCCGAGCUCCUCACCGAUCGAUACGGCGAGUGGCCGUGCGCGCCUCGCGCCGCGCCGUCGCUUGCGGCUGCGGCUGCGCCCGCGAUCGCGCCCCCGCCACCCCUCGACAUCGAGUCGCUUCCCGCUGCGACCCUCGAGCAGGCGGGGACACUCCCGCGCGGGGAGCAGCUGUCGAUGGCACGCCUCUGCGACAUGGAACCUCUCUUUGUCGACGAGCCGAACAGCAUACGGGCGCUGCACGGGAGCCUCGCGGCGAUGGCAAGGGAGGAGCGACGCCGCGGCUCGCCGCCGCUUCGCAUUGGAGUCGACACGGAGCCCUCUCGGCGGCCCCCGCGGCUGGCGGUGGUCCAGCUCGCUGUGCACGGGCGUGGGGCUUGGGUGAUCGACGCCCUCGGCCACCCGGCGCGGCGCGCGGUGGGCGAGCUGCUGCGGUGGGCCCUCAACGGCGACCCGGCGGACGACGACGCGGUCGCCGUGCUGGGAUUCGCUUUCCAGGGCGACCUCAGUGUGUUGCGCCCGAUCUGCGGCAGUGACUUGCACGCGCGCGCGCUCGUCGACCUGCAGCAGUUGGCGCGCCAAGGCCGGGAGGACUCGCAGCCGUCGCUGCGGAGGGUGUGCGCGCGCACGCUCGGCAAGGCGCUCGACAAAGCGGAGCAGUGCAGCGAUUGGGCGCGCCGUCCGCUGCUGCCCGCGCAGAUUCGGUACGCCGCGCUCGAUGCCGCGGUGCUGCUCGACAUCCACGACGCGCUGCUCAAGCGGGGCGAGGCGCGGCAGGUCGAUGGGUAG
Molecule: messenger RNA, 1617 nt
Organism: Emiliania huxleyi CCMP1516
Lineage: Eukaryota; Haptophyta; Isochrysidales; Noelaerhabdaceae
Exons: 5
Coding region: 1-1617 (538 amino acids)
Biological process (GO): nucleobase-containing compound metabolic process
Molecular function (GO): 3'-5' exonuclease activity; nucleic acid binding
Source: RefSeq, a predicted model, not a curated record